UGUCAACUGUCAACAUAUCGAUGAAUGUUUUAUCAUUGCUAUCACGGUGCAAUUAAUGCGUUCGCCGCUGACGCCAUACACGUAUCGCCCUCCCCCAAGGUUUGCAAAAAUGAUUCGUCAUUUUCUGUCUAGCGAGAUAGAUCUAUAUAAUCGCGCGUGAGGCUAUGCGAUAACGCAUUAUCAAUCGGCGAGAUGAAGCGAGUCGUGAUAUUCGGUGCUACCGGAAACACCGGUCUGUGCUCUCUGAGAUCGGCCGUAGAAAAUGAUCUGGACGUAAGAGCUUUUGUAAGGGAUGAAGCCAAAAUUCCUGAAGACCUUAAAAAUAAAAUUGAAUCAGUCGUUGGAGAUGUUACUAAUGCAGAGCAAGUUACAAAAGCGGUAGCUGAUAGAGAUGCUGUUGUUGUAGUUCUAGGAACCAGGAAUGAUUUGAGUCCUACUACUGUAUUAUCUCAAAGCUUAAAGAAUAUAAUAGAUGCCAUGAAAACACAUAAUGUUGAACUAAUCUCUGUAUGUCUGUCUGCAUUUUUAUUCUACAAACCUGAAGCAGUACCUGCUAUAUUUAAAGACUUAAAUGCAGAUCAUCAACGCAUGUUUGACAUGAUCAAGACGAGUGGACUGAAGUGGAUAGCGAUAUUGCCACCACACAUAGCAGAUACACCAAAAUCAAAGUACACUGUCACAUUCGACUCUUCACCUGGACGCGCAAUCUCCAAACACAAUUUAGGCGCGUUUCUCGUAGAGUGUCUCAUGAAACCAGAGUAUUAUCAAAAAGUUUGUGGCAUCGCCAACAUUUCAUGAAAGAAUGGAAGACCACAGAUAAGGAAAGCAUGAUAUUUGAAAUAAAUAUAGAAGAGCAGUCUGACUCGCGAAAUAAAUUGUACUAAAAAAUAGAGAAUAAAUCUAUCUAUCUACUAAUCAUUAUAAAUUAAAGUUAAUUAAAGUUAAAAAUAGCUAAAAGAAAGAAUUCUGUGAUUCUUUACAGAUGUUAUGUUGUAAGAACAAAAUCUAAAAUAUAGGUCACAUUGCUUGGGUAAAUUGAAAAGUCAAAUGCAUUUUUAUUUGCCUUAUAAUUAUGCGAAACGAUUUGCCUAAUCAAUGUUCACUAAUGAAUAUGAUCUGAACAAAACACUGUUCAAGUCUUCUACUAAAAUAUGAUAUAUUAAAUUAUCUAUCCUGUUUUAUAGUU
Cataglyphis hispanica is the source of this 1186-nucleotide messenger RNA. RefSeq names its product flavin reductase (NADPH). The transcript is spliced from 6 exons. Lineage: Eukaryota; Metazoa; Arthropoda; Insecta; Hymenoptera; Formicidae. The record is from RefSeq and is a predicted model, not a curated record. The coding region runs from base 193 to 798 and encodes 201 amino acids.